This is a messenger RNA of Xyrauchen texanus (razorback sucker), 688 nucleotides long. RefSeq lists its product as uncharacterized. The record is from RefSeq and is a predicted model, not a curated record. The transcript has 3 exons. Lineage: Eukaryota; Metazoa; Chordata; Actinopteri; Cypriniformes; Catostomidae. The coding region runs from base 44 to 688 and encodes 214 amino acids.
ACUAUGUAACAAUACAUCUUUUGAAUUCCAUGCCAUUACUACAAUGCAACCCACAAAAUUACAUGUUGUUGUCAUCUAUCGCCCCCCAGGUCAGCUGACAAGCUUUCUUGAGGAAUUGGAUGUCCUGCUGUCCUCCUUGCCAGAGGAUGGCAGGCCACUUGUGGUUCUUGGUGAUUUCAACAUACACCAAGACAAACCCCAGGCCAUUGAACUGAAUACUCUUCUGGCCUCAUUUGACUUGGAAAGACUACACACCACAGCAACUCACAGACCAGCACGGACUACACCACCCAGCCCCUGGCUGUCUGACGUCCUUCGUGAACAUCGGACUGAUCUCAGGGCAGCUGAGAGGAGAUGGCGGAAAUCUAAAGAUCCAGCUGAUCUAGGUAAAUAUCAGCUUCUGCUUGCAACUUUUUCAAAUAACGUUAAAACUGCAAAAACUUCAUAUUACCAGACCAAGAUCAACAGCACCACAGACACUCGUAGCUUGUUUAGAACAUUUAACACACUUCUCUGCCCUCCCCCUCCACCACCUGACACAUCACUGACAGCAGAUAUAUUCGCCACAUUUUUUACUGAUAAGGUUACAGCCAUCAGCAAUACAUUCACAGUUAACGUCUCUUUCGGGGCUAGCGAGCAGGAUGCCACCUUCGGGUCUGCCCGCCAGUCUGAGGCGAUGCAGAGCUGA